Chenopodium quinoa (quinoa) is the source of this 2658-nucleotide messenger RNA. RefSeq names its product eukaryotic translation initiation factor 3 subunit B-like. The record is from RefSeq and is a predicted model, not a curated record. Gene Ontology annotation, biological process: translational initiation. Gene Ontology annotation, cellular component: eukaryotic translation initiation factor 3 complex. Bases 756 to 2093 code for a protein of 445 amino acids. The transcript has 10 exons. NCBI's taxonomy places the organism in Eukaryota, Viridiplantae, Streptophyta, Magnoliopsida, Caryophyllales, Amaranthaceae. Gene Ontology annotation, molecular function: translation initiation factor binding; translation initiation factor activity; RNA binding.
GUUCUAUCCCAUAUGAAUUGUAACGAGGGUAGGUAUAAGGUGUAGGGAUUAAUUUUAAAAUAUAAAAGACAGUUUUACCCUUAAUGAAAGGUCAAGAAGAGGGGAGAGGAGAAAUAAUGUUAUUAAAGAUAGUUAUGUAAUUUUACUACUUUACCAAUUUAAUUCCCAAAUCUUACCAAACAAUGGAUAACAUAAUUUUAAUCCAUAUCCCACCUAUUAAUCCCUUAUCCUACCUUCUUAUCUUCAUUAUCCCUAUCCCUGUUGCCAAACGCCCCGUUAGGGUAACAAUACCCUUAACCUUCUCUUAACAAAUACCCUUUUCAUUCCCUAAAAAAAAAAAAAAAAACCCAUUUUCGUGAUUAGACCAAACAAAUGAAAAGGUACGGAGUAAUAGUUAAAUGAUUACCCCUCUUAUUUGUUUCCUUUUUACUCUGUUUCCAUUUUCCGAACCAAACAUAAUUUAUUACUAUCUCCGUUACACAACAGGUAGUAUUUACUUAUAGAGUAGCAGUUUAGCUUUGGCACGGAAUCACGGAUACAUAUGGCAUCCUAGUACGAAUACAAUAAAAUUUCCGAAUCACGUCAACUUUUGACAAUAUUUUCUCUUUUCUGAAAUAAAAAAAAAAAUAUUUUCUCUUUUCUUUUUCCCAUUUGUAUCUACUCGUAUUUCACAGUUGCGCUCAACCCUCUCUCUCCUCCAUCGCAGCGCAGUCUGAAUUCCCCAUUGAAGCUGCUGUUGAGGGUCAAGUAAGAGCAUGAAGCGAUACUAUUCAAUUCUGGAUGAAGGUGCUGUCAGAAUCUAUACUUAUGAUGAUGAUUCUGAUGCAUUUCAGCCCUUGCUUUAUCACUCUUUCAAUUUGAAGAAUUUGAAGGCUAUAGGUUGGUCUCCUCUUGGGUCUUAUUUGUUGUGUCUUGGAGAAAAAGAAUUGUGUGUCUUGCAUACUGAACCUCCUUUUCAGGAAAUUGUGUUUCCUGCGGGUGGACUGGUUGGUGCUGCUGAGUUUUCUCCAAAGGAAAAUUAUAUAUCUCUCUUGUACUGGGUGUCGGAAAACCAACCGGAUGUGAAGCUAGAAGUUUGGGAGGCAAAGACUGGAAACAUCAGAAUAAGUUUUUGUGGAAGCAGCUCUCCAGAAACGUAUUUUGCUUCAGUUAAAGAUUACCUUAAAUGGGAUUACAAUGAUAACUACUUUGCUGUCCGAGUAUCCAGCUCUGUGAUUAUCUAUGAAACCAAAACAUUUUCUCAUCUUAAACAUCUGAUGUUUAAGCAAGUACAGGAGUUUGAUUGGUCACCUUCUGCAUCAAUACUAGCAGUUUUUGGCAAUUCAUAUAUGAAAAUUGUUGAUAUAUGCAGUGGUAAGAAAUUGUAUGGUUAUUCUUGGGAGAGGGUUGAAGGUUACAAGCUUUUGUGGCAAAGUGCUGGGGAAUAUCUUGCUUGUAUAUGUAGUGGGACUAAUUACAAAAAGAUUUUUCUUAUUAGCUUGAAAUCUGGAAAGGCCGAGUUCAUUAGUCCUCGUCUUGAUUAUAUUGAUUUUGCUUGGGAAGGAAACGGGAAGCAAUUUGCAGUUACUCGUGGAGCUAAUGAGGUGGGGCAAACCACAACAAACUUUUACACAAUACAAGAAGAUGGAAAAUAUUUGAGGCACAGGAUUAAAACACUAAAGGGUAUGAUUGCUCAUUUUCUUCAUUGGUCUCCAAAUGGUCACUAUAUGGUGAUGCAAGGACCGUUAAAUGGUUCCAGAGAAUUAUACUUUUAUGAUAUUAAAAAUCAUCAACUGUUGGCCCUUGUAUACUUCAUAGCCAUGGAUCUUAGAUGGGAUGGUAGUGGCAGGUUUUUCUUAACUCGGGCUAGUCCUAAAAAUAUUUUCGAGAGUGUUGUUCGGAUCUGGUCUUCACAUGGGGAGAAACUUAUUGAUGUUGGAUCACUUUAUUUACCUAUGUUUUGGAGCACUAAGGUGUCAUGUGAUGCUGGGAACUCGGAGAUUGAUCUAACAAAGGAAUCAUCGUCUUAUACAAGAGAUGGUGAACAUUUUGUCGAGAAGAGACCGAUAGAUGAUUCCACUUUAGCUCUUCUGGAUAAACUAAGGAAGCUUUGAUCGUGAUCUGACAACUAUAUACAUUUGGUAAAGUUAUCAAGCAGGACAAGCUAGCUUCAGAACGACAGCAAGCGCAAGGCCAAGUCUCGAUGAUAAGAUGCUAAAGCAGCUGAGGUGCAUUAGUAAUUUGUGUACACUGUAGCCGUGUAGGCUUAAGGCUUGAAGAAAGGAUUGAUUGGUGGACUCAAUGUUGUUAUUUGGCAAAUUGUUAGCAUAAUGAUAUUUUGAUUGAAGGGACUGCAAAAAUGGAAUUACUAUUUCAAUUAUGUGAUUACUCUAAGUAAAGAUUGUUGUAUGCUUGUAUCUCAUUCUUUAAUUUUAACAUAUAUUCUUAGUACUGUUGUGUUAAUACAUAAUACUGGUAAAGUGGUACUAGUAAUAUAUAAUACUGUAAACAUAAACAAAUAAAGAGAGUCUAAUUAAAAAUAUUACGGUAAAGAAAAAAGUUGUUAAAAAGAAACCUGAAUCCAACGAUCAAAACGCAUAGAUAAAAACUGGAGUACUAAUGAUCAAAUUGUUGAUUCUCAAAAUUCAUCAUCAGAUCGUUCAUCAUCAGUUGCCAAGU